Messenger RNA from Vitis riparia (riverbank grape), 1446 nucleotides. Its product is annotated as thioredoxin-like 1-2, chloroplastic. The record is from RefSeq and is a predicted model, not a curated record. The coding region runs from base 354 to 1181 and encodes 275 amino acids. NCBI's taxonomy places the organism in Eukaryota, Viridiplantae, Streptophyta, Magnoliopsida, Vitales, Vitaceae. The transcript has 4 exons. Gene Ontology annotation, biological process: cell redox homeostasis.
UUUCUCUUCCCCACUCCGGAUUACCUUGCCUCUUUGGGAUCUCUCUUUCUGCCUAGCUUCUCUCUCUAAAAACCGCCACAUACAGUCAACAAAGAACAAUUUUUUUUGUUCAACCGGCGUUUUUGAUUGACAAACCGAGUGGGCUUUGCUUUGUUUUUUGUUUUCUGGGUAUCUCAAGGCCUUUUUCUUCUGUGUUGACGAAGAGGGUUUGAAUUUUUCUCUUUUCCUUCCUCAGCGCAGCCCUUCCGACUUCAAAGAAAAAAAAAAAAAAACUGGUUUUUGGUCCAAAAGGAGAGGUGGGUUUUCUCGUUUGAUGCUAUAAACUCGAAAAAGGGUUAGAUUCUUGAAUAGCCAUGGCUUGUUCAUUGAAGACUGGUCUGUGCAUUUCUGGGACGAUGGAGGCUUCUUUCAGGCCCAAAAGCAAAGGGGUUCACGAGUCAUGUGCCUCCUUUGGGUCUUUAAAGUUCAAAGAAUCUCUUGUUCUGGGUAGCAGAUUUACGGGAAAGCAUGUGUUUAUCACGGAUCAGAAAUGUUUAAGAGAUUGGAGUUUCAAAGCCCCAUACAAAUUCUCUGUUCAUGCACAAGCAUCAAUCUGCGUGAGCCGAGCUCUGAGAUGGUGGGAGAAGACUCUUAAAACCAACAUGGUAGAGAUCCAUUCUGCACAAGAGCUCGUCGAUUCCUUACUGAAUGCAGGGGAUAGAUUGGUGGUUGUUGACUUCUAUUCGCCUGGUUGUGGAGGCUGCAAAGCUCUGCAUCCCAAGAUCUGUCAGCUGGCUGAAUUGAACCCAAAUGCAAUUUUUCUCAAAGUUGAUUAUGAAGAACUCAAAACUAUGUGUCACGCUCUCCACAUCCAUGUCCUACCAUUCUUUAGGUUCUACAGAGGUGCAGAGGGCAGGGUUUGCAGCUUUAGCUGCACCAAUGCAACUAUCAAGAAAUUCAAGGAUGCAUUGGCAAAGCACGGCGCCAAUCGAUGUAGUCUCGGCCCUGCAAAAGGCCUAGAUGAAUCUGAGCUGCUGAAGUUGGCAGCAGUUGGUGAGAUACCUCUGAAUUUACCAUUACCAUCUUCCAAGGGUGAAGUAAUGGAGGAUUCGGCCCUGAAAGGCGCUCAUAUGUCUGGUUUCUGGGGCAAAGCAGGUAGCAAUAUGGAACUUGAAGAAGAGAGUGCGAUAUUGAAGGUCUGAAAGAAACGCCCACUUGAGCUUUCAAUAUAAAUUAGCUAUGGAGAAAAGCUGCUGCAACUCCAUAUUUUAUUUUUUCUUUCAUAUGGAUUGGUAGUUUGGUAUUGUGGUUGUAUAUAAUCAUUUUUGGGUUUUCCAUAAGCAGGCUCUUGGUUUUUGGAUCGAGCCCUGCCUCGACAGCUAUGGUGAAUCUGUAAUAGAAUUGGAUAUUGUGAUCCUGAUUUGAGGAUAAUAUCAAUUCACAUCCCUCUUGAUUUUUGUUCUGUUC